ACUAACAUUACACGGACAUGUAUAUCAACUCGCCACCAAUAGCCCUCCACGUUGGCAGAGGCUGUAUGGCGCUUAGUGUAAUCCUGACAAACGCCACACAGCCUCUGAAUUGCAGUUGCCGCAAAUUAGGCCAUGCUGUGAUCGAGAGUGUAUGUCUCAUUGUUGGUUAUGCUUUGAGUGGAGUAGAUGUCGUUGUGUGGCCUUGUUGUGAGGGAGGUGGACGUUGUCUGUGGAUGACGUCGACAGGUUGAAGCUAUUGGAGCGUUGUUGCUCUCACCUGUAAGGUUCAUGAUAUUGUAGUGGGUGGCUGUUCAAAGGUGGACGUUUUUGUGUCUAUUGCUGUACUACAGUAUAGAACUGUGAAGCCGUGUGAUAAGACGACUGUAUCCGCCAUGACUUAAUGGCUGGGACACCACGCCCAUAUAGGGGGUAUUGAAGCACGAGGAUUUAAAAGACUGGUCUGUCAAGGUUGUGAAUAUAGCCCUUAUCAAGAGAUACAUACGAAAUCAUCUAUGAUAAUAAUGAUCAUAUGAUCACACAACUCUGACGGCAUCAAGAACAGAGACAUGGACAACGUAUAUCGGACAGAGGAGUACAGUUAGUCUACUGAGACCAACAGGACUAGCAAUCAAAUGAAGUCAUCAACGAUGGCAGAUAAACUGAACAUUCACGUUCUUCAGUCCCUGACGCCGUUCAACAGUCAUGGCCAGGACAUUGUGUCGGAAGCUGCGCGCGCACUGCUGGUCAGUUGUGUCAAGGCCGACCUAUCUGUCCACGACACCUUCUUCCCCACGUCCCUACCGCACACCCUCGUGGCCCAGGUCGAGCCACGCCUCUUCCCGAUGACCAAGCUAGCCACAGCCUUUGUGGCCUACACCAUCUCCCGGUGUAAGGACGAGUUCAAGUUCCACCAGUCCAUCAACAGACAGGCUGCUGAGGACCUUCUCCGGGACAUGGUGGAGGGAUUGCACUGGAAGAAGCUAGGGUUUGCCUUGUACACCAUGUCCUACACUGACACUGUGAGGGACCACAAGACUGGAAUAACACUCCAAGACUACAUGGGGGAUGACAGUCACAUCUGGGCAGAGAAGCUCUUGGCGGAGAUCAUGGACCCAAAAUGGACCAACGCAAUUUUGAAGAAGAUCAUCAAGGGGAAAUACUCGGAUGAGGAUUACAACCGAGAUAUGAACGUCCUGUUCGUGAAGCUCCAUCUGCUUGACCCCCAGUCCGUCAUACCCGCCUUCCAGUUCCUGCUAGGUCAGAGAGCCUUGCCCGCAGUGAACCUAGAACUCGCGACCCGGAACUACCUGGGAGGAAUCCUGGACUUCCAGGUGAUACGACCGGAAGUAGAAACAGCUCUGCGCAAGCCCAGUGUACCCCUGAAUGUGUCGCGCCUCAGUCUGGACGAGGUGGAGGUGUUCUAUGGCGUUCAUGUGGACGAGUUUAUAGUAACUGAGUGUAGGAACAUGGGGCUGUGGACAGGCAAACGACCGGAGAACUAUAAGAUGUCGAAGCUGAAAGAGAGAUGUCGAGUCAUGUGAUGGAAUAAAUAGUAUUAUGAC
Messenger RNA from Haliotis rubra (blacklip abalone), 1562 nucleotides. RefSeq lists its product as uncharacterized. The transcript has 5 exons. The coding region runs from base 633 to 1541 and encodes 302 amino acids. The record is from RefSeq and is a predicted model, not a curated record. Lineage: Eukaryota; Metazoa; Mollusca; Gastropoda; Lepetellida; Haliotidae.